AUGGGUGGCGGCGGCGACCUGAGGAGCAAGAGCUCCUUUCCUCUCCUUGCCCAGAAGCCCGUGGGCGUACCCAAAACAAGCAUUCUCAAGAGUCGCAUCGAGCCGUUCUACAAGCCGGGUCAGUACGAAAAAGUCAACCUGCUUGCCAACCUGUACAAUGCCAGGUUCUCGGGCAAGCCGCACGUCAAGCUCUUUUCCUGGAGCGCACCGGGCCAGGAGCGGCCCCGCUUCGAGGAUGCCGUCUCCCAAGAGUUCAAGGAAACGAGCACGGGCGCCUCCUUCGGCCCGUCGUGGACCACGCACUGGUUCAGGGUGCACCUGACGGUGCCGAAGGAGGCACUUGACGAGGAACUCGUCGUCCUCGAGUGGGAUGCAAACAACGAGGGCUUGGUCUGGGCCGACGAUGGCAUGCCUCUGCAAGGCCUCACCGGCGGCGGCGAACGCACCGAGUGGAUCGUGCCCAAGUCCUUCCGCGACGGCAAGGAGCACGUCAUCUACGUCGAGAUGGCCUGCAACGGCAUGUUUGGAAAUGCGCCCAACGGAAGGUCCAGCAUUGCGCCCCCCGACCCCAACAGAUACUUCACCCUCGGCACCGCCACCAUCGCCGCCGUGAACCUGCCGGCCCGCAUGCUUCACUUCGACAUGUGGGAGCUCGGCGAUGCCGCCCGCGAGCUCCCCGAGGACUCGGCCGAGCAGAACCAAGCCCUCUCCGUCGCCAUGAGGAUCAUCAACACGUUCCAAGUCAACGACCAAAACUCCAUUCUCCAAUGCCGGAAGAUCGCCCAGGAGGUUCUCGGACCCGACGUCGACUCGCACCGAGUAUACGAUACGGGAAAGGACCCUGUCGUCUUCGGCAUCGGCCACUGCCACAUCGACACCUGCUGGCUGUGGCCCUGGGCGGAGACCAAGCGCAAGGUCUGCCGGUCUUGGUCGAGCCAGUGCGACCUAAUGGACCGCUACCCCGAGGCUCACUUUGCCUGCUCCCAGGCCCAGCAGUUCAAGUGGCUCAAGCAGCAUUACCCCAGUGCCUUCGCCCGCGUCAAGAGCAAGGUCAACGCCGGCCAGUUUCACCCCAUUGGCGGCAGCUGGGUCGAGCACGACACGAACAUGCCGAGUGGCGAAUCUCUCGUCCGCCAGUUCUUUUACGGUCAGAGGUUCUUCGAGGCCGAGUUUGGCACCCGCUGCCGUACCUUCUGGCUGCCGGACACCUUCGGGUACUCGAGCCAGCUGCCCCAGCUCUGCCGUCUGGCCGGCAUGGACCGCUUCAUGACCCAGAAGCUGAGCUGGAACAACAUCAAUACAUUUCCCCACACCACCUUCAUGUGGGUGAGCCCCGACGGCAGCCAAGUCCUCUGCCACAUGCCCCCCUCGGAAACGUACACGGCCGAAGCCAAUUUUGGCGACCUGAAGCGGAGCAUCACGGGGCACAAGACGAUGCGCGUCGACAAGUCUUCCCUCUUGGUCUACGGAAAGGGUGACGGCGGCGGCGGCCCGACCUGGCAGCACUUCGAGAAGCUUCGACGCUGCGCCGGUAUUAGCAACACCCUCGGCGGCAUCCCGAAGCUCAAGUUGGGUCUCACCGUCGACGACUUCUUCGAUCGCAUAUCCCCCAAGGCCCACGAGUUCCCAACUUGGUACGGCGAGCUCUAUUUUGAACUCCACCGAGGCACCUACACCACCCAGGCCAACAACAAGUACUUUAACCGAAAAGCCGAGUUCAUGCUCCGCAGUAUUGAGCAGCUGGCUGCUGUCGCAUCCAUCAAGAACAAGUCGUACAAGUACCCCACAAAGGACAUCGACACCAUGUGGGAGAACGUGCUGCUUUGCCAGUUUCACGACUGUCUGCCGGGAAGCUCCAUCGAAAUGUGCUACGACGACUCGAAUAAGCUCUACGACGAACUUUUCAAAACCGGACAAAAGCUUCUAGACGACCUUUACAAGUCACUCGGCACUGCCGACGUGCGAACCGAGUAUUUCAACCAACCCGUCGCUCUCAACACGUUGCCGUGGCAUAGAAAGGAGAUAGUCGAGGUCUCCGAUGACGAGGUCGGUAUUGCUUGCGGCGAUGGUCAACUGCUCCCUCUCCGUACUUUCAAGGUGAACAAGGACAAGCCGGCCGUGUCUGUGACCCAGACGCAUGGCGAAUUCGUUCUGGAGAAUGACCAGCUCCGAGUCGUUGUCCAGGAGGGAUGCAUCACCUCCCUCUACGAUCGCAUCAACGAUCGCGAGGUCAUCGAGAAGGGGGGUAAGGCCAACAAAUUCGUCAUCUUUGAUGACAUCCCACUCUUCUGGGAGGCUUGGGACGUGGAGGUGUACCAUCUGCAGACUCAGCGCAACCUGCGUUACGGCGCAACUAGAAUUCACGAGUCCAAGCCUCACAAGGUCACGUUGGUCACGGACAUUAAGAUCAGCGACGAUAGCAAUCUGAGGUCGUACAUAAGCUUGUCGGCAGCGAUCAAGGGCCAGCCCUCCCAGGUCAACUGCCUCGCAGAGGUGGAGUGGCAUGAGAAUUCCAAGUUCCUCAAGGUCGAAUUUCCCGUUGAAAUCGUCAACAAUGAAGCUUCGUACGAGACGGCAUUCAGCAUCACCAAGAGACCUACCCACUACAACACGAGCUGGGACAUGGCAAAGUUUGAAGUUUGCUGCCACAAGUUCGCCGACCUGUCUGAGCACAACUACGGCGUGUCUAUCCUGAACGAUUCCAAGUACGGCUUUGCCACCGCCGGCAAGACGAUGCGCCUGUCCUUGCUCCGAUCCCCGAAGGCUCCUGAUGCGCACGCUGACAUGGGCCAUCAUUCGAUUCGCUGGGCCAUCUUCCCUCACAAGGGAUCCCUGUCAUCAGCUACAGUCAAGGCCGCGUACGCGUUCAACAAUCCGUUGAAGCUACUUUGUGCUCCCAGUACCACGGUCGAAUCGCUCCAUUGUGCGCCCAUCAAGUUAAUCAACAACGAUGAGUCCGAUUCGCUUAUCCUCGACACGGUCAAGCGCGGCCAUGAUGACGAGGACGUCACCCGGCUCGAGGGCUUGCGUGUGAACAAGGGCCAGAGCAUCAUCCUUCGUGUGUACGAGUCUCUUGGCGGCCAUAGCAGAGGUACGAUCGAGACACAGUUCAACGUCAGACGAGUGAGCAAGACGAAUGUUCUCGAAGAUGAAAUGGAGGAGAUUAAGACUGCCGACGGGCAAUUCGCCAUCCAUCUCCGGCCGUUUGAGGUGGCCACGUACAAGCUUCAGCUAUAG
Messenger RNA from Drechmeria coniospora, 3237 nucleotides. RefSeq names its product glycoside hydrolase family 38 protein. Gene Ontology annotation, cellular component: fungal-type vacuole membrane. NCBI's taxonomy places the organism in Eukaryota, Fungi, Ascomycota, Sordariomycetes, Hypocreales, Ophiocordycipitaceae. Gene Ontology annotation, molecular function: alpha-mannosidase activity; carbohydrate binding. The record is from RefSeq and is a predicted model, not a curated record. Gene Ontology annotation, biological process: oligosaccharide catabolic process; mannose metabolic process. The transcript has 3 exons. The coding region runs from base 1 to 3237 and encodes 1078 amino acids.